Molecule: messenger RNA, 3118 nt
Organism: Sander lucioperca (pikeperch)
Lineage: Eukaryota; Metazoa; Chordata; Actinopteri; Perciformes; Percidae
Gene: prkacbb
Product: protein kinase, cAMP-dependent, catalytic, beta b
Exons: 11
Coding region: 977-1858 (293 amino acids)
Biological process (GO): peptidyl-serine phosphorylation
Cellular component (GO): cAMP-dependent protein kinase complex; nucleus
Molecular function (GO): ATP binding; cAMP-dependent protein kinase activity
Source: RefSeq, a predicted model, not a curated record
GAAUGUAGCUGAGUGUUGAGGGUUGGUGAGGGGGGGCGCAAGCAGUUGAGUCCGUAAAAGAAGUGACCGCUAGCUUCAUGUCAACCAUACAGACAUUACUAAACUAGCAAGAGCGGAAAUCUUUCCCAGGGAAGAAGGAGAGGGAGCGACAUAGGGAGAGUGAGGGGGGUCGCUGGAAGGGAUACUGGACUGCAUUUCCUUACGUUUGAACCGACUAAGUAUUCAUAUCGGUUUGGGUUUUACCUAUAUUUAAGAAGCUCGGGAAUAUCAGCUGUAGGAAGGUUAACGUGAGCUAGUCACCGCCAUCUCCUCUCAGACGGAGCGACCGCUGUGUCUUCCACACCAUGGGGAACGCUGCCACCGCCAAGAAGGGCAACGAGCUAGAGAGCGAGACUUUUGCCUUCUCCCAAACUGUAUCAAGUGAUGCACAAGAUGCUCAGACAAACUGCCCCAGUAAUUCUGAGUGUUGUGUUUCCCCCUCCUUUUUUUGAAAAAAGGCUACUAAAUAACAGAAACGAGUAUACUGAGUGUCUUGGCAUGCAUCACUAGUCUGCCUGUCUUGGAUGGUGUUGUCUUGUGUUUUGACUUAUCUUUAGAGCAAAGUAUGUUUUUAGUAUCCCAUUUAAUGUAUAUCCAGAUGAGAGUUAGCUUUGCCCUCUUCUUCUCCAUUGAUGUACACUUUAAUUUCAAUUUCCCACAUUUCUUCCUUUCCCCUUUUAGUACGAAAGCAUUUGGUCUUUUUGCCAGUUUAACCUAAAACCCAAAUGUUUGUUUAUGCCAACAAUCCAGUUUGUUUCACCUGACAAGAGCUAUACACUAACUGUAUCUGUCUGUGCUCUUUCUUUUAGUGAAAGAGUUUCUAGCCAAAGCCAAAGAAGAUUUCUUACGGAAAUGGGAAUGCCCACCACAGAGCACAACGUGCCUAGAUGACUUUGAAAGAUUAAAGACCCUGGGUACCGGCUCAUUUGGAAGAGUCAUGCUGGUGAAACACAAAGGAACAGAGCAAUACUUUGCCAUGAAAAUACUGGACAAGCAGAAGGUGGUGAAACUCAAGCAAAUAGAACACACACUAAACGAAAAAAGGAUAUUACAGGCGGUGAGCUUUCCUUUUCUCGUCAAACUCGAGUAUGCGUUUAAGGACAACUCCAAUUUGUACAUGGUGAUGGAGUAUGUUCCAGGAGGAGAGAUGUUCUCACACCUAAGACGAAUUGGAAGGUUCAGUGAACCACAUGCACGUUUUUAUGCCGCUCAGAUAGUGCUGACAUUUGAGUACCUCCAUUCACUAGAUCUCAUAUACAGAGAUCUGAAACCUGAGAACCUUCUCAUUGACCACCACGGCUACAUUCAGGUGACAGACUUUGGAUUUGCCAAGAGGGUAAAAGGCAGGACCUGGACGUUGUGUGGGACACCGGAGUACCUGGCGCCAGAAAUCAUUCUCAGCAAAGGCUAUAACAAAGCUGUGGACUGGUGGGCCCUUGGAGUCCUCAUCUAUGAAAUGGCAGCUGGCUAUCCUCCAUUCUUUGCAGAUCAACCCAUUCAGAUCUAUGAGAAGAUCGUGUCUGGGAAGGUACGAUUCCCGUCCCACUUCAGCUCCGACUUGAAGGACCUGUUGAGAAACCUGCUGCAGGUGGAUCUGACCAAACGUUACGGCAACCUGAAGAACGGAGUCAACGACAUCAAGGGCCACAAAUGGUUUGCCACAACAGACUGGAUCGCAAUCUACGAGAGAAAGGUGGAAGCCCCGUUCAUACCAAAGUGCAGAGGCCCAGGGGACACCAGCAACUUUGACGACUACGAGGAGGAGGAAAUCCGCGUUUCUUUAACAGAAAAAUGCGCGAAGGAGUUUGCAGAGUUUUAGGAUGCAAGAACAUGGAUAUAUCAGGGAAAUAAGGGGAUCUUUGCACUCUUCUAAAGACUUGGGAUGGAGCAGAGACCAUCGUUUUUCAGAUCUACUUCAUAGUCCCUUCAUUCCAUUAGGCUGAAUGAGGUCGCCAUGAUCCUUGGGUGCCGAAUAACCUCUCACUGUCACGUACACCUGCGUAUUAAAGCAGACGCACCACAUUUUUCUUUUUUUUUUUUUUGUACCUACCCACCGUUUCUUUUUCUUUCUUUUUUUACUUUGAAGCAGAUAGUCUUGGAUGUUGUUAUCCCCUUUUUAAAAUGUGAUAUUUUUCAAUUUAUGAGGAAAAACUGACAAUGGCCAAUAAUAGUCCACACAUUGUAACUGACUUGUCUAUGGCUAUUCCCUCCAGUCGUCGGCGGUGUAUAUUUAAUGGUCCGUUACAAGUCCACAUCACAUUGGCUAUUGUAAAAUUCUGGCCAGCUUUCAGAGGUAGCAUUCGUCCUAUGUGCAUAUCUGUCAGUUUUGUAAGACAUUUUAACACGUCGAGUGUUGAAAGCAUGACCAAAUAGAAAAUGUUGGGUGACACAAGAAGAGAAGUCCUGUCCUUUCUUUGCUUUUUGCUUAGAGAGCCAAGUCCUCAUACCCCCACAGAAGCAUCCAUUCACUGUCUUCUUGGUAUUCUGACCCAGGCACCGCAAGCCAUUGCGGAAAAUGACAAACCUUGUUAUAUACAUUAGUCAAAUGCAAAUCGAGCUGUUUGUUUGAUCCUUUUGGAUCCGUUUGUUACAUGUAAAAUUUGUCAUUUGGUAUCUAACUAUUCUUUUAUCGCUGUGUCAAACAUUAUAGUCAUAUUAUCUGCCUAUUAAGACCCUUUGUUAUGAGUCUGUGGAACAAUGUGACUUCAGCAAAUGGUAAAAGAGUGAAGUGAAAUCCUUUUUAGGAUUUUUAUCGAGUGUAAUGUUAAGUUGAGAAGGUCACUGUGAAUAGUGUUGUGGCUUUGUGCCUCAACAUUGUCAGUGAAACCUAAAAAAAAAAUUGUAAUGUAUUAAAUCAAUUAUGUUUUAAAAUUUUAAGAAACAGGAACGCAAAGCUAUGGUAAACAUAUUUACCAUAUUCUCCCUGUUAACACCCCCCGAACAGAUUUUUGUUUCAUUCUUAUCAAAGAAUGUAGAUUUGCAACUUAUAGGUAUGCAUUUUUGAAGGCUUGAUUUCAAGGUAAAGUUUUCCUCACAAUACACUGGCUAAAUAAAGGCUGCUCCUUAAUAUCACAUCUAA